Ilex paraguariensis (yerba mate) is the source of this 306-nucleotide messenger RNA. The record is from the annotation of a GenBank genome assembly. NCBI's taxonomy places the organism in Eukaryota, Viridiplantae, Streptophyta, Magnoliopsida, Aquifoliales, Aquifoliaceae.
AUGAGAAUGCAAACUAAGAGGCAUCCCCCUACUCCAGUAGCCGGGCCAGAUCUCUCGGGGCAAUAUUUUCAAUUUUUCAUUUUCUUUUUUUUAUUUGUAAGNCGUGAGCGGUUCCCUGUCCCAAGAUUGGUUGUGUGCGAUCAGCAUGGCUCCCAGGCAAGAUUCCUUUUGGCCAAGUUGAACCCGUCUGCAACGUACAAUAAUGCUCAUGAGAUGGCUGCUGGUUCAGACGUGAUCUUCACAGAUGAUGUGAGUCUUCAAGUGUUCUUCGAACAUCUUCAGAGGUUGGCUGUGCAAUCUUCUUGA